CCAACGCAUGCGCAAGAUCGCUUUCCUCCACUUGUGGAAACAGGAUAUGCGCUUCGUCGAUACCAUCUAAAGGAAUUUCAGAAAUUUCAAAUAUCACGUACAGAUAACCAAAAGGAGGACUUUCUAUUUGAGAAGCUUAGCAGCCUCAGAGUGUAGAGCUUGGUGUGACAGGAGGAGCCUCCAACUUCGACAGUGGUAAAAUGGCGGAUAUGUCAGCGGAAGAGAUCACCAUGAGGGCCAACCAAGUGACCGAUGAGUCCUUGGAGUGCACCAGGCGGAUGCUACAGAUGGCCGAGGAGACCAGGGAGACUGGUGUCAACACCAUCGACAUGCUGGACCAACAGGGAGAGCAACUGAGACGUACAGAGGAGGGUAUGGACCAGAUCAACGAGGACAUGAGGAAGGCUGAGAAGAACCUGACUGACCUGUCCAAGUGCUGUGGCCUCUGUGUCUGCCCCUGUGACAGGGUGACAUCCAUAGAGCAUGAUUCUAAGUACAAGCGUACCUGGGGAACAGGUGAUGGUACAGGAGAGGGAGGGGAUGGCUCGGUGGUGUCCAGGCAACCCUCGGGCAUCCAUAACGGACUAGCCAACCAGCAGCAGCCCAUGGGGGGCUCUGGACCCUACAUCAAGAGGAUUACCAACGAUGCUCGGGAGGAUGAGAUGGAGGAGAACCUGGAUCAGGUGGGCAGCAUCAUAGGGAACCUGAAGAACAUGGCCAGUGACAUGGGCUCUGAGCUAGACAAGCAGAACAAACACAUCGACCGCACCAUAGAAAAGGCGGACAUAAACAAAGCACGUAUCGAUGAAGCCAACCAGCGAGCCAACAAGCUCAUCAAGUAGACCUACCUACCUGCUCCCGAUUUCAAAUCAUCCACCUUGAAUCUCUGCCUCAGCUUCCAUGUACAUCAACACUCCUCGCUCUCUCUCUGAGAACAAAGUAAAUCAACCAGGAUGAACCAACACCUACCACACGUGCCUUUUCUGUAAAUAUGCUCACACAACACUCUCUUCUACCUUUUUAGGACUAGUUCAAAGUUCCUUGCCUGGGUCCCAUCCCAAAUAUGUGACACAGUGAAUCACUUUUUCAGGCGUUGUGAGAUCUGUGCCCAUAUUCAGAAAGCCUCUGAAUAGGAAUGCUGAUGUAAGAUGGUUUAUAUAUAUAUAUUCAUUCAGGCCCUGAUAGGCAGUGGAGGCUGCUGAGAGGAGGACGGCUCGUAGUAAUGGGAUAGUAUCAAACACAUGGUUUCAAUGUGCUUGAUGCCAUUCCAUCCACUCAUUCCAGCCAUUAUUUUUGAGCUGUCCUCCCCUAAUAUGUGCAGUGUGGCUGCCGAAAAUAUGACCUGGAACAUCAGAUUCUCACCGUCUGUUGCCCCCUGGUGGUCAUGGGGUGUCACAGCAGCUGUAUAUGCAGGGAAGUUAUAAGACAACAGCUCUUCAUAUCGUGUCAUUUGGCUCUUGUAACUACUGUUAUUGUUUGAAAUGUGCAUAUUUAAUUAUUCUUAUGAAGUAGAAAUGACUUGUGAAUAAAGUUAGGACCUAUACCCUUUGAAUUGAAAUAAUGUUUGAACAAUCUAAUAUCUGUUUUUUUCCCAGCUAUAACACACCGAAUGAUGAAAACAUGUUUUCCUUAGAGUAACAACUAAUCAUUAACCAAAGAUCUUGUCACUGUUAGAUUUACCUCUGCUAGCCUGAGUGCCAGUCAGUUUGUGCUAUCAUGUCAACUCUUUGGCUGGGAUUCAACUCGAUCAUGCUUUGUCAGCUAUGCACAUUUAAAGGCAAUGUUUUCACGUCGGUUGAAUCGAACAUUACCUCCUUUUUUUUUAAUGUCAAGCGCACAAUAAGGCUGACCUACUGCGGUUUGGAUGGAAUCUCUGCUCUUGACCCUCAUUGGCUUGACAAUGAAUGAGCAAUGGAGUUGUCAAGAAUACAAACCGAUCUGGGACCAGGCUACCUCUCUGCCACCAGUGGAUCAAAUGCUGUACCUCCCCCUCAUUGUUAUUUCACUCCUUUCUAUUUGAACUGCCACGUUUUCACCUGAGACCUUAAGUGCCUUUGUCUUGGAAAGAUUCCAGUGGCUGUGUUGUAACAGCCUGGUCCCCAAAUCAUCUCUUCUGUGUCAGUAAUUUAGGCAUGGAUUCAAUCCGUUACGUCGAAGACCUGCGCUUUAGCGUAAUUGACAUUUUAAAGGCCAUUUUCCCGCAUUUGCCGAGACUGCAUUUACGGUAAACACUGCAUAUGUCGGCUCAAUCGGCAAUUACUUUUGAAUUAGAUCUCUGUGGUGGAUCUUCCACGCUAUGAUUCAAUUUAUACUCAUAUUCAUCCAGAAAUGUCCCAUAUGUUUCUUCAUUAAAUAUUUGUAAGAAAAAAACUAAGUAAAAGUGUUUGUUCUUCUGCAUUCAGUUAUGUUCUGGUUUAGACUGAAAUAAACUGUGAUAUCUAAGGCUGGACAUUAACCAAAGUGACAUUUGGACUAAUUUAGAUUCAUAAUAUUAGUAGUUUAUGCUAGCUAUGUUAUACUUCUGUCUAGAGUAUGUUGCUUCAACACCAGAGUGAAAUAACAUUUCAGGGUUAAUUCAGCAACUGCAUCUUUUUCAGUUAAGAAUAUGUUGAGGAAAACCGUAUGCUCUGUCUGGAUGAUUGUUUCAUAGAAGUUACUUUUAUUUCAAUCUUUUCAUUUUAAACUUUAUAUUUGUCAAAUUCAUUAAACUGUUCAGUAAAA
Messenger RNA from Oncorhynchus nerka (sockeye salmon), 2721 nucleotides. Its product is annotated as synaptosomal-associated protein 23-like. Gene Ontology annotation, biological process: synaptic vesicle fusion to presynaptic active zone membrane; synaptic vesicle priming; exocytosis. Gene Ontology annotation, cellular component: SNARE complex; plasma membrane. The record is from RefSeq and is a predicted model, not a curated record. NCBI's taxonomy places the organism in Eukaryota, Metazoa, Chordata, Actinopteri, Salmoniformes, Salmonidae. Gene Ontology annotation, molecular function: SNAP receptor activity; syntaxin binding. The transcript has 8 exons. Bases 201 to 842 code for a protein of 213 amino acids.